ACAAUCAUGCAUCCAAACAAUAAUAUAUUAUGUAAUUAUUACGUUGAUAAUUACCACAUAUCGUAGUUUUCAAGAACUGAAAAAAUUCCGAAAUUUUGAAGAAUAUCUAACUAGAGCUCAACAGUUCCUGGUGAUAUCGAUCACCUUAGGGCUUAAUGGGAAACCUUAGUAUUCAAUUGUGUGAAAUGGGGUUUCUGAAAGAAGUUCAAAUUUCAAGAAGACAACUCAACAGUUUUUUUUCAAAGAAGAAUGUGAAAACUGUGUGUGGGUUGAGAAAUGGACCAAGAAAACCUAUGUGGAGGUCAAGGGUUUUGUCCUCAGAGGCAAUACAAGCUGUACAGUCUGUGAAAUUAGCAAAAUCAGCUGACAAAUUAGAGGAGAUGUUGAAAAACAAACUUAGUAGGUUAUUGAAGGCUGAUGUAUUAGACACCUUGAAUGAAUUGCAAAGGCAAAAUGAAGUUCACUUGGCUCUAAAGGUGUUCAACUUUGUCAGGAACGAGGAGUGGUACACACCAGAUUUAUCUGUGUUCAACAGUAUGAUAAUGAUGCUGGGCAAAAACAAAUUCAUUGAAAUGGCUGAACAACUAUUUGUGCACAUGAUAAAAGAAGGUCUGCAUCCAGAUAGUAGAACCUACACUGAGCUGAUUGGGGCAUACUUUAGAGUAGAUCUCAUAGAGAAGGCAAUGGAAAUGUAUGAACUGAUGAAGAUAUCUGGAUUCUGCCCGGAUAAGUUGACUAUGAGUAUUUUGAUAAGGAACCUUGAAAAGGCUGAAGAGAAAGAACUUGUGGUUAGAGUAAAGAAUGAAUGCGCCAACUAUAUUGACUAUCCAGAGAAAUUUCUAAAAGAGAUUGAAAGUACCAAUUUCAAGCGCAGAUCGAUCGACCUUGUCUGAAUUCUUGAAAUGAUAUACAAAAGCUUACGAGUAUUACCCCUUUUGUGGCAUUUGGAGACGUAUAAACUAUUGGAAAGCAAGAGCACGGUAGGCUAUUGUUGAUCCGCAUGUAGUCACUAGUUUGUCAAUACUUGCAUUCCUACUCCUGUAUAGAAAGGAUUUGUCAGUCUUGACUCUUUAAAAAGCUACAGAAACACCAACACAAGCAGCAAUGAACUUUGGCUCCCAAUCUGCAUGAUUACUAGAGUAAAAAAGAAGGUUGUUGCAAAAGCCAAGUAUGGAGACCAACAACCUCGUGAGUCCAACCAAUAACUUGGCAGACAAUGACUCAAGAAAAUCAUCUUCAGCAUGGCGAGAUGUCGGAAUGGACAAGAACAUAAUGAUGGAAACGAUUGAGCUGAUAAUGCUACUGCAUUUGAUAUGACAAAGACCAUAAAUCCAUUCAAAUUUAGCAAUAUUGGAAUAUCAUACAAGAAUUUGGAGGGUUCUUCACAACUUAGUAAUAGUUUGUGCUUGUAUGUGAACUAGAUUCACUGCACGUGUGUUGCACGUGUAGGUUAAAUCUUGAGAUCCCUAUACACGAGAUAUUUUAUUUUUUAUGUAUAUUUUAGGCUUUCAACAUAUCAAUAUGUAUUUAAUAUUGCACUACGCCAUACCAAGUGAAUGGACAAUCUAUUGCCUUCUUGCUUGUUGGGCAUGUAGUGGUGAAGUCAUAUUCUUAAAUUGUUAUUAGGCAAGUUGUUAGUAAGUAAUUGUGCAUGAAUUAAUAGUUUGUCCUCUUAGUUAUGUCGUGUCAUAAACUGUAUGUUCUCUUUUAAUAUUUGAAAUUUAGUGUA
Messenger RNA from Solanum pennellii, 1729 nucleotides. RefSeq names its product protein THYLAKOID ASSEMBLY 8-like, chloroplastic. NCBI's taxonomy places the organism in Eukaryota, Viridiplantae, Streptophyta, Magnoliopsida, Solanales, Solanaceae. Bases 156 to 893 code for a protein of 245 amino acids. Gene Ontology annotation, biological process: chloroplast organization; Group II intron splicing. The transcript has 3 exons. The record is from RefSeq and is a predicted model, not a curated record. Gene Ontology annotation, molecular function: RNA binding; protein binding.